Aplysia californica (California sea hare) is the source of this 531-nucleotide messenger RNA. Its product is annotated as clumping factor A-like. The record is from RefSeq and is a predicted model, not a curated record. The transcript has 3 exons. Lineage: Eukaryota; Metazoa; Mollusca; Gastropoda; Aplysiida; Aplysiidae. The coding region runs from base 1 to 531 and encodes 176 amino acids.
AUGACAGUAACGGUGACAGUAACGGUGAUGGUGACAGUGACGGUGACAGUAACAAUGACAAUGACAUUGACGGUGACAGUGACAAUGACAGUGGUGGUGACAGUGACGGUGACGGUGACAGUGACGUAUGACGGUGACAGUGACAGUGGUGGUGACAGUGACGGUGACAGUGACAGUGACGGUGACGGUGAUAGUGACAGUGGUUGUGACAGUGAUGGUGACAGUGACGGUGACAGUAACGAUGACAGUGACCGUGAUGGUGACAGUGACAGUGGUUGUGACAGUGACGGUGACAGUGACAGGGAUGGUGACAGUGACAGUGGUUGUGACAGUGACGGUGACAGUGACAGUAACAAUGAUAGUGGCAGUGACUGUGACAGUGACGGUGAUAGUGACAGUGACGGUGACAGUAACGAUGACAAUGACAGUGACGAGUCUUUUCACACGGGACACCAGGAGCUGUUUGUGGGCAUCAACAGUGAUUCUGUGGAUAGCUCAACGUUUCAAAUAUUUCUAAAACCGCGAUCGUAA